This is a messenger RNA of Prunus armeniaca (apricot), 2202 nucleotides long. The record is from the annotation of a GenBank genome assembly. NCBI's taxonomy places the organism in Eukaryota, Viridiplantae, Streptophyta, Magnoliopsida, Rosales, Rosaceae.
AUGGGUUGUGUUGUGUCUAAGAAAGGUGAAGAAGAAGAUGUAGUUUUGCUUUGUAAAGAGAGAAAACGGCAGUUGAAAUUGGCUGUAGAGUGCAGGUAUGCGUUUGCAGAUGCACAAUGCAAGUACAAUCACUCUCUCUAUGCAGUAGCAGCUGCCAUAAGGUUGUUUGUAGCAAGACAUUCCUCUCCUUCUUCUCCAUUUCUCAUCACUUUUCCUUCUACUAAUUCCUCUGAGACCACUGAGACCAUCAUCUCCAACAACCCCAUGUUCCUUCAACAGAGGCCAUCUGAACCCAACUACCAAACCAUUGGUUGCCCAUUUUCUGAUUCUGCAAAUUCUAUAAGCCCUCCAAAGGUAGAUAAAGAAAAACAACUGCAAGAAAACCCAAAUGGCAGAGAAGAAGAUGAAGAGGGUGGUGAUGAUGAUAGUGAGACUGAUGAGGAGGAAGUGGCUUGUGAGCAUUUUUAUAGUGGGAUGGCUCCAACAAUGGCAUCACCACAGAGAGAUUUUGGUUGGGAUUUCUUUAAUCCAUUCUUUGAUGGUGUGAGAACAGAGAUGGGAAAUGGGUUGAGUCAGAACUCUGAUGAGGAUUUGAGACUGGUGAGAGAGAAAGAAGGGAUUCCUGAGUUGGAAGAUGAUGGAGAAAGAGUAAUAAGUGAUGAGAAGGUUGGAGAUUUAAGUAAUUGUGAUGUGGGUCAGGAAGAGAAUGGUGGGACUGAGGCUGUGACAGAAAGAGAGGAUGCUAAUGUGAGCCAAGGGGAGCAAAAUGGUCUCAGGGUGAUUGAUACACCCACAAAUGGGAGGGAAUUGUUGGAAGCAUUGAAAGAUGUUGAGGACCAUUUCCUUAGGGCCUAUGAUUCUGGUUUGGAUGUUUCCAGGAUGCUAGAGACCAACAUGGUUCAAAUGCAAUCUGCCUUGGAGGAAAUUAAAGAAAAUUCAAGUAAGCUCAUGCGGUCAAUCACACGGAGCCGCUCCACUUCAUCCACAUUAUCUUGGUCUUCCUCCUGUAAAAGUCUCCUUACAUCUAGCUCCAAAAGUUCUUCAACGUGGACUCAAUUCAAUAAUGAUCUCUUUGAUGACAAUGGAGUUAUGGGAUCUGGGAGUCAUUCGUUAACACUAGGAAGGCUAUAUGCUUGGGAGAAGAAACUCUUUGAGGAGGUGAAGGCUGGAGAAGAAACCAGGAGAAUAUAUGAGAGAAAAUGCUCCCAGUUGAGAAACCAAGAUACUAGAGGAGAUGGCCUCAACACUGGGAACAAAAUUGUAGUUGAAGUACAAGACUUGUAUACCAGAAUUUUGGUUGCCAUAAGAAGUGCUGAAUCAAUCUCCAAAAGAAUCCAAAAACUCAGAGAUGAAGAGCUGCAGCCACAACUUGUUGAUCUGCUACAUGGCCUAAUGAGAAAUUGGAAGAUACUGUCAGAAUCUCAUGAAACCCAAAACAGAAUCAUGUCUGAAGUGAAAUCUCUCAACCUUCCAUCCUAUGGAAUGUUCUGCAAUGACUCACACCAGCUUGCUACUCUUAAGCUUGAAGCAGAACUUCAAAAUUGGCGUGCUUGCUUUGCUUCGUAUGUUUCUUCACAGAAGGCGUAUAUUGAAGCUCUUGCUGGUUGGCUCUUCAAGUUUGUUACCCCUGAAACUGAAUUCCACUUGAAGGGUAUGUCUUCGCUUCAAACGUGUAGAGUCAAGGGGCCAACAUUACUUGGAAUCUGUCAUGAUUGGCUAGCUUGCCUGGAUAAGCUACCUGAUGAAGCAGUGACUUAUGCCAUGAAAAGCUUUGGGAAGGAUGUCCGAGCCCUGAUGGUUCAACAAGGUGAAGAGCAUCAACAAAAGAGGAAGGUUGAUGGACUUGCCAGAGAACUUGACAGGAAGGUUUUGGCAUUUGAAAGGACAGAGAGAAGGGUUCUUGGGUUGAAGUUUUCUGAGCAGGAAACAGAACUGCAUGUACGGAAUCGCAUCGAGUAUUUGAGUGAGAUGAAGGACCAGUUGGACAUGUUUAGGAAGAGGCUAGAGGCAGAGAAGGUGAAACAUCAUUCCAGUAUGCAUGAGACACAACAUAUUGCUGUGAAUGGAUUUCAGACAGGGUUUUCUUCAGUUUUUGAAGCCUUGGCCGGGUUUUCAAAGAGUGCUAUGAAAAUGUAUGAUGGCCUUAUAGCAUUCAGUGAAAACACAAUGGGAUUCGAUGAAAAAAAUAACAACCCAUCAUAA